This is a messenger RNA of Pelobates cultripes (western spadefoot toad), 471 nucleotides long. The record is from the annotation of a GenBank genome assembly. NCBI's taxonomy places the organism in Eukaryota, Metazoa, Chordata, Amphibia, Anura, Pelobatidae.
AUGCGGCAGUUCCUGGCCGUGACACCGGACCCGACCUCCCAGGCGUCAUCUGAGGCCUACCCGCCAUCAGAAGCCUCCACGCCACACUCCCUCUCACCAGGCCGUGAUGAUCAAGGGGAGACUCCACCGGCAGACUGGCUGACCCUGCUAAGGACACUACCCACACGGGCUGACCUCACCCAGGCUACCACAGCCGACCAGACCUCCAUCAAGGUGGACCUUCAGUUGAUGAGGGCUGACAUGCAAGGUAUGGCAGACCGCAUGGCCCAAAUAGAGGCAGAUCACGAUUCCCUUACCGCAGCGCAAGCGGCCCAUGCUGCAAGCCACUCAAGGCAAACCGCCCAAAUGCAUGCCAUGGCCAGAUAUAUAGAAGAUUUAAAUGAUAGGGGCUGCAGACAGAACCUACGAAUAAGAGGCCUACAAGAAGGUGAAGACACACCCGUCCAGCUUAAAGGCACACUCACAGCCUAG